CAUCAACAAUGUCUUCCUCAUCAAGCGAUGAAGCAGAUAAAGCUUUUGAUGAAAUGGUCGACGAAGUUGUUGAUAAUUUCAUAGACACAGUAGUUGAUGGUCAAACCAACUACCGGAAGAAACGAGCUUAUAUCGAAAGAGAUCGAGAGCGAGGACACAAUCAACUAUGGAAAGACUAUUUCAUGGAAAAUCCUACAUACCCACCUGAAAUGUUUAGGAGGCGUUUUCGAAUGAACAAACCACUGUUCCUUCGCAUUGUCGAGCGUCUAAGUAGUGAAGUUCCAUACUUUCAGCAAACAAGAGAUGCUGCGGGAAGGUACGGGCUUUCUCCCCUUCAAAAGUGUACGGCAGCUAUACGUAUGCUCGCAUAUGGUCAGUCGGGAGAUACAUAUGACGAAUAUCUCCGACUUGGUGACAGUACAUCACGUUUAUGUUUGGCAAAUUUCACUGAUGCAAUAAUACAGUUGUUUGGAGAUGAGUAUCUACGCAAGCCUACACCCGAGGAUCUUCAACGAUUACUCGAUGUUGGAGAGGUACGGGGGUUUCCGGGGAUGAUAGGCAGCAUCGACUGUAUGCACUGGGAGUGGAAAAACUGCCCAACGGCUUGGAAAGGUCAGUUCACACGUGGUUCAGGAAAGCCGACAAUUGUCUUAGAAGCUGUUGCAUCACAAGAUCUUUGGAUAUGGCACGCAUUUUUCGGCUUACCAGGUACCCUCAACGAUAUCAAUGUUCUAGAUCGGUCACAUGUUUUUGAUGACAUCUUACAUGGUCGAGCACCUAAAGUUAAGUUCAAGGUCAACAACCACACUUAUCGUAUGGCCUACUAUCUUACUGACGGAAUUUAUCCAAAUUGGGCAACAUUUAUCCAAUCCAUCCCACUUCCUCAAGGUCGUAAAGCCGAGAAAUUUGCUGAAAAACAAGAAUCCGCCAGAAAAGAUGUCGAACGGGCUUUUGGAGUAUUACAAUCGAGGUUUGCAAUUGUUAAAAACCCAGCUAAACAAUGGGACAAGGCAAAGAUAGGAAAGAUAAUGAAAACUUGUGUCAUAUUGCACAAUAUGAUAGUAGAGAACGAACGACACGGAUACGCUCAAAUUAAUACGUCUGAGUUUGAGUCAGGAGAGUCCAGCAGAAGUUCAAGGGAUUGA
Messenger RNA from Brassica napus (rape), 1145 nucleotides. Its product is annotated as putative nuclease HARBI1. The coding region runs from base 9 to 1145 and encodes 378 amino acids. The transcript has 2 exons. The record is from RefSeq and is a predicted model, not a curated record. NCBI's taxonomy places the organism in Eukaryota, Viridiplantae, Streptophyta, Magnoliopsida, Brassicales, Brassicaceae.